AUGAUGCCAUACGGCACCGAUGCCCGCAAAACACUUCAACGUGUCACAUCGCAUACGGCUGCCCAGGCAAAGGCCACGAAGUGGAUGUGUGCACUCCUUCUGUCAAAGGCCGAGAUCGACGGUGCCCUCGAGCCCGAUUUGAUGCUGGUCAGUUCGCGGUUGAGUGCUCUGGAAAAGGGUUCAGCAUGGCGAACUGCUGCGGGCGCAUUCGGAAUCCUUCAAACCGAGAUUGGGCUGCGGCCAGGAGCUUUUGCGCUCAAUUCUGUAUUGAGUGCCUUCGCGAAUACAGCUGCAUGGACUCGCUCUCUUGGUCUCGUAGCCAAAUGGCGAGAUCUUGCGGAUCUCGUCAGUUGCAACGCAGUCCUGACUGCCUUGAGCAGGUGCUCGCGAUGGGCAGCCCUGAGCAUGGAGAGCUGGCAGCAUCACCAUCUUGGAGCUUCGCAAGCCUCCUUGGACGGCCUGCUUCGCUGCAACAACGUGGCUGCGGCAGCAUGUAGCAAAGGAGGCCGCUGGGAGACGACACUAUUCAUCAUCUCAACAUUGGGCAGGGAGGCUGUCAAGGCCGAUGCCGUCUCUUUGAGGACGGUCGUCAAUGCGUUUGAGAGAGGCAUGUGUUGGAGCCGGGCUGUCAGCGCAAUACGCUGCGAGAGGAUCGGAGUGGCAGGAAUCAACUCUGCGAUCUCAGCAUGCAGGAAUGCACAGGCAUGGAUGCAGUCACUGCAGCUGACAAACGAGAUCUGGCAUUGCAACCUGCGCCCUACACUGGUGUCGUGGGCCGCAGUGGCGGGAGCUUGCCAUGGAAUCUGGGCUACCUGCUGCCGCCUGCUGCGGCAGGCCGGGGGAGCUUCUGAUGUGUCGGUGGGAACGGCAUCUGAGGCAUGUUCCGCCGGUGGAAAGUGGAGGAUGGCAUUGGCGCUGCUCGUGGAGAGCCGGAUCCUGACGCUGGAGUUAGAUGCGAUGACAUGGGAUGGCCUGCUGUCGGCUUUGUCUGCUCGUGGGCUCUGGGGUCAGGCGCUUGCAGUUCUGGAGCCGGGGCUGAGCCCGGUGGCCUUUGAAGCCUUCGCAAAAGGCCUGGGCCUGGACAGCCUGGGCCCGGGUCUCAAAGCGAUGCCAAAGGCCUUGUCCCUCGCCCGAGCUGCGGGCCUCGCGGGCCUCGCGGGCCUGGCGCGACGAGUACGAUGA
Symbiodinium necroappetens is the source of this 1182-nucleotide messenger RNA. The record is from the annotation of a GenBank genome assembly. NCBI's taxonomy places the organism in Eukaryota, Dinophyceae, Suessiales, Symbiodiniaceae.